This is a messenger RNA of Morchella sextelata, 150 nucleotides long. RefSeq lists its product as uncharacterized. NCBI's taxonomy places the organism in Eukaryota, Fungi, Ascomycota, Pezizomycetes, Pezizales, Morchellaceae. The transcript has a single exon. The record is from RefSeq and is a predicted model, not a curated record. Bases 1 to 150 code for a protein of 49 amino acids.
AUGCCUAUACAAGAAGCAGCACCGUUACCUAUGGCCGGUAGACCAGCAAUAAUCGACACUGCAAAAAGUACGAGUGUCGACUCUGAGAAUGGGGAGAUAGUAUCACCCCCCAAAUACUCAGUACACAGAAGUUGCCGCUGCAGAUUUUAA